This is a messenger RNA of Tinamus guttatus (white-throated tinamou), 3808 nucleotides long. NCBI's taxonomy places the organism in Eukaryota, Metazoa, Chordata, Aves, Tinamiformes, Tinamidae. The record is from RefSeq and is a predicted model, not a curated record.
AUGAUGAGAAAUGUCUUCCAAGAACUUCCUAUAGAAGAAGAAAAAGCUGUAAAAAGAGGAAAAAGUGUGAAAACUGGCUAUGAUGAAAACAGCUGGAAAAAGCAGUGUAUGGAACUAGUGAACUUAAUUUUCCAGUGUGAAGAUUCUGAACCUUUUAGACAGCCAGUUGAUUUGGAUCAGUAUCCUGACUACAGACAUAUUAUAGACACUCCAAUGGACUUUGGUACAGUGAAAGAAACACUGGAAGCAGGAAACUAUGACACUCCAAUGGAACUGUGCAAAGAUAUAAGGCUAAUAUUCAGUAAUGCAAAAUCUUACACUCCAAAUAAAAAAUCGAAGAUUUAUAGUAUGACCCUGAGAUUGUCAGCACUAUUUGAAGAGAAAAUAAGACGAAUUGUUUCAGAUUUUAAAAAUGGUCAGAAGCAGAAUGAAACAUUACGCAAAAAACGAAGAUAUACUAGAAGAUUUUUGAAUCAAUGCUCAGUUCAGACUCCUACCAAAACGCUCAGAAAUUUGAAGCAGAAACCAUUAAAAUCUCAGGCAAAAAUUGAAUCCGAGCAGGAAGAUUCUUUUACUCUACCUACCUCAAGCAGAGCCGCUUGUGUUACAAGCCAUAAAACGACUGCUAGCAAUUAUGCCCAUAGUUCCUCUGGGGAAUCUUCUGAUUUUGUAUGCCUGGCAUCCCUCGAAAGGAACGGAAAGGCGAGGUCAGCAACGCUGACAAAUUGUUCUGCUUUGUCAUCAGAAAGUGAGAUAGAAGGUUCUUUGGUUUCUUCAUCUUCAUCUUCUACCAGUAGCUCAGAAGACAGUAAAGAAAGUGCCGCGACUCUUGUAUCACCCCCACUGCAAAAUGGGAUAUCUAGAAGAAAGAAUAACAAUUUCAGGAUAACUAGAAAUCGAGCUGCUCAAAGAAAACAGAUAGGAACACUUCCACAGGAGAAUGGGAAUACAAGAAGAACUGCCAGGAAAAGGUUAUAUGGAAGUGACUCUGAAAAUACUUCAGUGGUGACAUCCGAGUCACAGAGUAAUAAUACUGGUCGACACAGAAAAACUCCCCGCAGAAGCGCUGCUCUGGCUGCCAAUAAAUUAAAGCUAAUGAGUGACGUGGAGGAAGAGGUUUCAAGCUCAGAAAGUAUUGGCAUUGGCUGCAAGAACAGAAAGUUGCCCCACCGCAAUGCCUCGGCUGCAGCCAGGCGGAUGCUGCUCGAUGGCUCCGAGGAUGAUGCAGGGCUAAAAUCUGAAAGUGAAAAAGAAGAAGAGAAGUUUACCAAGAGGAAAGGUCUUUCUCAGCCAGGUUCAUCUACUGCAAGAAGAAAAUUCAUCAGCGAAUCUGAAAAUGCAACGUCAGAUUCGGAAGCAGAUACACAAGUGAAGCAGAAAAACUGGCAAAGCAAUGGCCAUAAACAGUCACGCGGGAGAGCCCGUUCUGUAUCUCCCAGGGCAAAAAGUCCCACAGGAGAAUUGUCGGAGGAGGACUCCAAAAGCCAUAACUCGGAGGAUGGGAGCAGUCAGAAAGCUGCUGACCAGUCAACUUCUGCACAUAAGGCUGCAGUGAGCAACUCUGAGGAUGAAGCCGAUUCUGAAUUGGAGAAGUGGAACAGCAGAAAAAUGACUAGUCAGCAUCUUGUUGCUCCUUUAAAAAAGACAAAAGUCUUGAGCGAUUUAGAGGACACUGCAGAAUCUGACAGAGAAGACAAAAAGGAUAGGAGAGGUUAUAUUUCAGAGAGCUUGGUGCCAUCUAGAAUUGCGGAGAGUUCAAAAUCUGGAGCUGGUGCCGGCUUAGAUUUCUCUUCUGAUACAGAAUCUGACACAGAUUCCAAUAACAGUAAUUGUAACACUUUAAAGACAAGAAGGAGGCAAAGAAAAGGAAAAACAAAACUCAUAAGAAAAGACUCACCGUCCGAGGAGGUUGGACCAAGCAGAAAAGUGCUCAGGAGCAGGACAUGUAUAAUUAACUACAAGAAACACAUAAAGCUGUCAAAUGUGACAGAGAAAAAAAAUCCACGCAGAUGUGCUACUUUGGCAGCUAAUAAGAUUAAGAUAAUGAGUGAUACAAAGGAAGAAUUAUCAAGCUCAGAAAGUGUUUGCAUAGGAAAAAAGAACCGAAGGCAGCUUCAUGGCAAUGGCUCGGCAUCAUCCCGAAAAAAACUGAUCAGCACCUCUGAGAUAGAUGUUAGUUUAAAGUCUGAAAGUGAGAAAGAGCAGUUUGCUGGCAGGAAAAGACUUUCUUGCUCUAAUUCUGCAUUUAAGAGAAAGUACAUUAGUGAAUCUGAAAAUGAAAAAACAGAUUCUGAGGAAGAGACAAAAGUGACUCAAAAGCAGAGUGAUGAUGACGAGCAGCCACACAGAGCAGACCAUACUGCAUCUCUUAAUGACAUAUAUGACUUUACAGAAGAGAAUUCCAGAAACCACAGCAUGGAAAAUGGGCGAAAUUGGAAAGCUUCUAGUCAGUUAACUUCAGCCCACAACCAUUGUAUAGCCAGUAACUCUGAAGAUGAAGCAAAUUCCGCGUUAGCCAAACAUGAAACUAAAAAUGCCAGAGGGGUAUCAAAUAAAAAGUCUAGAACUACUUUCAAAAGAGCAAAAUUAUUGAAUGAUAUAAAAGAAACAGCUGAAUCUGAAGCAGUGGGAGGAAAAGAUGAGAGAAGCUCAGUAUCAGAGAAUGUAGAAACAUGUGGGGCUGCAGGAAGUUCAAAAGCCGGUUUCAGCUGUUCUUUUGAUUCAGACUCUGGCACUGAUAACAAUAACUCUAGUGAUGCCACAGAAACAAAGAAGAGGAAAAGAAAAGCAGAAGUUCUUAGGAAAGAAAUCUCAAACUCCAGUUUGUCUUCCAAAAGACCCCAACGAAGGAAACGUUGUAAACUUAAUCAAGAAAAUGACUCUGAAGAUCUGGAUUACACCAAGUACAGAAGAGCUAAUCGGCGUUCUAAGAUAAGAACUCGGAAUGGGGGCAGACGGACUGUGAGAUAUGACGAUUGCGACGACGACGAUGAUGACAGAGGUUUAGGUGAUAUAAAUUGUGAAACGUAACCUUAAAAAGAAAAGCCAGCACACUUUUUUUUUUAUGGUAAUAGCACUAGAACUCAUGAUGGAUGCUGGCUCUUCUUUGUCCUACAUUUCAGGGAAUAUAUUUAUAUUUUUCUAUGAAAAAGUUAUGAAUGUGAUUAGAUCAUGACUUUCUCCUUUUCAUAUUUUGACUUGCACUUGCCUGCCCAUGUAGCAGCAUUUAGCACAGAUGCCAAAAUGUGCCUCAUUAUAGGGGCAAUUUUUUGUCUUUACUGGUAUUUUAUUACAUAUAACAAGAGUUAAAAAUGUUAAAACACUGCACAACAGGUUAAUAGCAGUAUGUUGAGUAUUAUUGUUAUGGGUGCUGCAAUGGAAUACUACCUAGGUCAAACAACAUUAACACAUUCAAGAACAGAUUUCAAACAUCUCUAAUGCUGUAUGAAAUUGUAUACAAUAGCAACAGGCUUAUAAAUAAUACUGUACACUAUAAAAAUCUGGUAGAUGCUACUAUUGCAUCAGAGGAGUAAUGAAUGGUCACGAGGUUAAUAACAUUACAGCUUCUAUUAGUACAGAUAUUAAAUGUUCUGUACUUCCAUUAUUGAAAACAUACAACUAGAACCAGUUACCAGUGAAAAAUAUAUUUGCCAGUUAAAAAAGCAUUAUGGUGCUGGUAAAGAGAGGGUUUAUGCUGACAGGUAGUACUAUCAUCAUUAAUGUGACUUCUAUACUGUAAAUUUAAUAAUAUGAAAUGCAGGGGAACUCUUGGGCCUGAGGGUUUUUGUGUGUUUUCUUUAUAAAAUAG